AAAAAAAAAAAAAAAUUUAUAUAAUUAAAAACAAAUAUGUUAAGGGCUUUAAACUAAUGAGUCAAGGCGGGGUAACAUAGAUAAUGUGGCUGGACAGUGAUACCAGUCGUUAUUUUUUGUUUCCCUGCUUUAAAUAACGUGCAAGGCUAGUAGCUUGGAAGUGUUGCUACAACUAGUAAAAUUGAAAUCGCGUCGAAUUAAGCUGCUCGCAUAAUUUGGAUCGAACUUCACUUGGUAAGUUCGUUUGAUCAUAAAUUUCAUUGAAUCAAGUAUUUUAAGAUCACUUGUAAUUUCCACUGCCGAAAUUGAUAAAACGCACACUGCCGAGAAUAUUGCAAGCGCCCUACGCCAUAUUUUCAAUGAAUGGCAAAUUGAAUCGAAAAUUGUUACCGUGGUCACGGACAAUGCCGCGUCUAUGAAAAAAGCGGUUAAUGAUUUUUUAUUCAAAAGGAAUCAUUACUGUGUUGCUCAUACCAUCAACCUUUCAGUAAAAGAUUGCAUUGAGAUCAAAGAUAGAGACGCAGAAGAAGAUCAUAACAAGCCUCUUUUCGACUUAAUAAAUAAAUGCCGGACUAUAGUUACCCAUUUUAAGCACAGCACCAAAUCAAGCUACACUCUAAUAGAUAUGCAGAAACAAAUGAAUUUAGAAAUGUUGAAACUGAAACAAGACGUUCGCACAAGGUGGAACAGUACAUUUUAUAUGCUGGAACGGCUUUUAAAAUUAAAAAUACCUCUAUCCGCUACUAUACCACUGCUAGACUCGCCUCCAAACAAUUUAAACUCUAAUGAAUGGCUUUUGGUGGAAGACGCUGUUUUGUUGCUACAGCCCUUUGAAAAAAUUACUUCUAUUUUAUCAGGAGAAGCGUAUCCGACAUUAUCAUCAGUAAUACCUUUGGUGUUAGGAUUACGCACCGCGAUCUCCAAAAAAAAUGUAAAAACGGAAACCGGAACGUUUUUGAAAAAAAAAUUAAUGGAUGUGGUCGAAAAACGUCUCGGUGUGUACGAACUCAACAGGACGGCAGCCAAAGCAACAAUCUUAGAUCCAAGGUUCAAGAAAAAAGGUUUCUCCACUGAAACCAAUGCAACCAAUGCACAGAUGUGGUUGAUAGACGAAUUGAAGGAAAUUAUUUCUAUAUGCACAACUGAUGGACCAGUUAUUUCUACAGCCGCAAGUGACAAUACCAUAAAUGAUUGUGAUGACGAAACUGAUGAAAUUUGGGGCCCCAUAGACAAAAAAAUAACAGAAUCCUCUCAUCAAAUGACACCAUUUACUUCUGCAGCAAGUAUGGUAAAACAGUUUAUCGACUUACCAUAUUUGGACCGAAAAAGGGAUCCAAUAAAAUAUUGGGACGAAAAUAAAACUUUGUUUCCGUUCUUGCAUAAAAUGGCACUAAAAUAUUUGUGCAUACUUGCCACAUCGGUACCUUCAGAAAGAUUGUUUUCAAAAGCAGGCCUUUUGUGUAAUGAACGGAGAAACAGGUUAGCUCCAAAGAAGAUUGACCAAAUAUUAUUCCUUAAUAGCUAUAACUAUUAAAACGUUCCAAUCCAUUGUUAUAAAUAUUUAUUUUUAUUAUUACAUUAUAUACACGAUUAUUUUUUA
This is a messenger RNA of Trichoplusia ni (cabbage looper), 1600 nucleotides long. RefSeq names its product zinc finger BED domain-containing protein 1-like. The coding region runs from base 416 to 1534 and encodes 372 amino acids. The transcript has a single exon. The record is from RefSeq and is a predicted model, not a curated record. Gene Ontology annotation, molecular function: protein dimerization activity. Lineage: Eukaryota; Metazoa; Arthropoda; Insecta; Lepidoptera; Noctuidae.